ACUUAGUUACCAGGUCAUAAAAUCCAUUAAAAAAAGUGAUUUGAAAUUUUAAAUUAAAAUUACGAAGGAAUUAGGUAGGUACACAUGUACCUAUUGCAAUUUGUAAAUUUGUAAAAUAACAUUGAAUUUGUGUCGGAUACCUUUUUAUUACUAAAGUGAUAAACAAAAUGACUGAUCGCGACGAUGAUGAUUGGAUUGAGAAUGAAGAGGUAGUCGUACAGACACCGGCAUCAAAUGUACCUACACACAAUACAAGGGUUUACCGACCAACGGCUAGUCGUGGAAAUCGCGGCCGUAAUACCGAUUACAAUUGGAGGUCUCGUGGUACAAACGAAGGCCAAAGUGGACGUUUUGACGAUAGACGUUCUGGCUCUCGCCAAGAGGGUAGCAAAAAAGUUAUUACCAUACCUACCGAUAAAGUAGGUAGGGUAAUAGGUAAAGGUGGUUCAAAAAUACGAGAUCUGCAAGAUGAAUCUAAAGCAAAGAUAAAGAUAGGCGAUUCCAGUGGUAAUGAAACGGAUGUAACCCUCUUCGGCACUGACGAAGCUAUCGGUAAAGCUGAAACCAUGGUGAAUAACUUAAUGGAAGACUACAAACCUGCUCCGAGGAAAGAAUAUGAAGAAGUGGAAACAAGUAACUCACAAGAUUUUUUUAAGAAAAAUGAUGGUGGUGUCCAAGUAAUUGACUGGGAUAAACUCAAUGCCUUUUAUGAUGAACAACAAAACAACAGAUGGGAUAAGCUGCCGCCAAUUAUCAAAGAUUUUUACAAUGAAGAUCCAUUGGUUAAGAAUAUGUCCAAAGCAGAAGUGGCUCAUUGGCGUCAAGUCAAUAAUGACAUACAAGUAAAAAGAACAUUUGAUGAAAAACCAGGCUUAAAACCCAUACCAAAUCCUGUUCAAACAUUUGAACAAGCCUUUCAGCAUUAUCCAGAAAUUUUAGAUGAAAUUUACAAGCAGGGAUUCAAACAGCCAUCACCAAUACAAUGCCAGGCAUGGCCAAUACUUCUUCGUGGUGAUGAUAUGAUAGGUAUUGCACAGACAGGGACUGGUAAAACAUUGGCUUUCUUAUUACCUGCACUAAUCCACAUAGAAGGACAAACUAUACCUCGAGAUCAGAGGGAAGGCCCUACAGUACUCAUCAUGGCACCUACACGGGAGCUGGCACUUCAAAUAGACAAAGAGGUAGCAAAGUAUCAGUAUAAAGGAAUUAAAUCAGUAUGCUUAUAUGGUGGAGGUGACCGUAAAGAACAGAUUAAAGUUGUUGCCAAGGGAGUUGAUAUAGUGAUAGCUACUCCAGGCAGACUCAAUGAUUUGGUAAUGGCCAGGCAUUUGAAUAUCAUAAAUUUCUCAUAUAUUGUUUUAGACGAGGCAGAUAGGAUGUUAGACAUGGGUUUUGAGCCUCAAAUCAGGAAAUCACUAUUUGAUGUAAGACCUGAUCGUCAAACAGUAAUGACAUCCGCAACAUGGCCUACUGGAGUACGGCGCCUUGCUGAAUCUUACAUGAAAGAUCCCAUCCAAGUUAAUGUUGGAUCAUUGGAUUUAGCAGCAGUGCACACUGUCACACAACAAAUUAUGUUUGUAGAAGAAGAUGACAAAGAAGCAGCUCUGUUUGACUUUUUGUAUAAUAUGGAACCUACUGACAAGGUCAUCAUAUUUUGUGGCAAGAAAGCAGUUGCUACCCACAUUACUACUGAAUUAUGCCUUAAAGGUAUACAAUGCCAAUCUUUACAUGGCGAUAGGGAUCAAAGUGAUCGUGAGGCAGCUUUGGAAGACAUGCUAGAUGGGACAGUCAACAUUUUGAUUGCCACUGAUGUUGCAUCUCGAGGAAUUGAUAUAAAAGAUUUGACACAUGUCGUGAAUUUUGAUUUUCCAAGGCAUAUUGAAGAAUACGUACACAGGGUGGGGAGAACAGGACGUGCAGGAAAAACAGGAAUAGCUCUUUCUUUUGUUUCAAGAAACGAUUGGGCUCAUGCAGCUGAGCUCAUAAAGAUACUUGAAGAAGCAAAUCAAGAAGUUCCUCAAGAGUUAGAGGAAAUGGCGCAAAGAUUUCAAGCUAUGAAGAUUAGAAGAGAGCAAGAGCCUGGUAGGGGGGGAGGACGUGGAGGUGGAAGAGGGGGUAGAGGGAGAGGCAGAUGGUAAUUAAUAAAAGAACCAUCGAUUCAGUAAGAUAUGUCUGUAAUAAUAAUGCAAGACUACUUAAAUUAAUAAAGUACAACUCAAAACUAAUUGAACUUUACCAACAUAGUAUUUGUGUACUUUAAGUUACAACAAUCGUUUCACUCUUGACAGAGUGGUUGUGAUCGUCAUGUAGUGUUGGAGGGGGUAGACAUGACACAUCUCACAAUGUCUCACCAUGUAUCCCUGCUCGAGGCUUCUUAGGUAACAUAUCAUUGGUAAAGUAAUAAUAUUUCACCAUAAGAUUUAAGUUUCAGAUUGCAAUAGCUAAAACAGGAUGUUCCCAUAAGGUUUUAUUUAAAUAACAAAUCUAGUCUUAUAGUAAAAAAAAAGGAUCUAUUGUACUACCAAAAAACAAAAUAUUGAACUGUGCAGUAACAACAAAAAUAUGGUAUCUAGUUACUGGCUGCAAAUAGAUUUAAAGGUACUAAAGAAACCUAGGGCUUUAUUAAAAAUGUCUCAUUUUGUAGUUUUCAGUAUUCUUAAUAGUAUUGAAAAGCUACUUUAAUUAUAUAUGUAAGCUAAGAUAUUUCCAAUGUUUGUUUAUAAAAAGGUAUCAUUCAAUUAUUCAAAACUGUGUCACAAUCCUGAUUCACUGAAAUAAUUUUUCUUUCUCUUAGUUGGUAUUACUCUUGACAGAGUGGUUGUGGUCAUCACUUCCGGCAUUAGUGGCAACCUUCACAAAAAAGCAGUCACUCUCUCAAAUUCUAUAAUGUUACUUAUUAAGGUUUUUAAUUUAUUUUGCCCUAUAACUUUAAGACAUUGUAGUCCAUGAACGUGAAUAGUCCACAGCACGAUUUCCACUCUAGAAACAUGAUUUGAAAGUUUUCAAUAUGCCUGAAUAAUGACUAUCUAGGUACCCAUGAAACCGAAUCGUGUGUCUCAGUUAUAUCGGGUAUAGAAAAUAUAUCUGUAUAUCAGUCAGUAUAUAUCUGUAAGCAGUCCUAGCUCAUGCUAGUUAAAUUGUCAAAUGUAAGCAACAAUAGGUAUCAUGAAACGGAUAAGAGUUCCAAUGAAGAAGCAACUAUUCUAUUUUUCACCAGAAUUUCUAUUUGCUUGUUUCAAAGAGAACUCGUAAAAUGUGCUAUGCUAUCAAUAGCUAGAAGUAUCUGCUAUGAUUGAAACAAAAGGCUAGUGUUUGCGUAAAUAUUGUAUGGCCAUAUAUGUUUAUGCUGAGCAUCCAUUAUUGCUUGUAAUAUGGCAUCUAAUAUUUUUCCUAUGUAGUUUAAAGGUAUUAAUACUAAAACUAUUCAUAACUAUGUUGUUUUAAGAACAACAAGAAUUUGACGUUUGUUUAUAAUCAUUGAAUUAAGAAAAAGUUAAGGGAUCAAGGGAAGGGGAAGAAAAAGAGAAGGAUCAAAUUCAAAUUUCUGUUUCUGUACUGGUUUGAUACAGACUCAACUUAUUAACUUUAGUUGACAGUGGUCUCAGCUUUUCUGAAGCAAAGGGCACGAACAAUUAUACGAGUAGAAGUAUCAUCAGACUGUUCUACAAUAGGACUCUGAUAUGCUCCUCUCUGAUACUCAAAAUGCAUAAAAAAAAACUACUACCUGUUAUAUGUGGAUAAUAAAACAAUCCAAAUCUUCUUAAACGUACGUGCCAAGACUCUGGAGUGUUAUUAAAAUUCAAUUCGAUGAACCAAAUGCAAACGCAUGGACUACAGACAAGCAAAUAAUAAUUUUAUUUUCUAAGGAAAUUGAAAUUGUGAUAUUUUCUAUAAGUUCGCAACACAUUUUGUAGUGGGUUACAUGUUUCUAGCUACUUGUGAAUUAAAUUUAUACGUCCAACUGAAUUCUCACAAACAGAAGUUUAUCAUAAAUCUAGCAAGAUUAAUACCGAAGGAAAUCGAACUUGGACCACAUGAUAGUCAAUACCUUCUUAUAUUCUUUUUUUUAUUGCUUAGAUGGGUGGACGAGCUUACGGCCCACCUGGUGUUAAGUGGUUACCGGAGCCCAUAGACAUCUACAACGUAAAUGCCGCCUACCUUGAGAUAUGAAUCCCUAAACCGAAACGCGUUACUGCUUCACGGCAGAAGAAUUAUUCACAUUUCAUUAUAUCGGUGACUUAUUUUAGUUGAUUAAACAAUCUUAUUUAGCACUUAAAGGAACAGAAUUCGUUAAAUUAUCACUUUUAAGUGUCACUAAAGUUUACAGAUGGAUGUGUUGUCUAAAUAAGUAUAGCAGAAAAUCAGGAACAUUGUACAACUGUGUUCAGAUUGAUCUUCACUAAUGGUUUAUUCAUAAUGUUGCAUUCACGUUUCGCCCAAGUAAAUAUCAUCUAAUAAUAAUUAUAUAAAGCAUAAUAAUAAUAAGCUAAACUUUUCACAUCGGAAGUGUAUGAAAAUAAUCUGGCUAGAUUUAUUACAAACUUACAGUAUUUGUGAUCAUCCGGUUACAUAUUCAUUGUAGUUAUGUUAAUAGAUAUAGUGAGAUUAUUUAAAUUACCUAUGUGUAAUGUCUUUAAGACAAAGUAUUUUUGUUACUAAAUACUCUAAUAUUUAGACACGCCACAAGCUGGCACUUUUAAUGUUUAGCUGGUCCAAAACGUGUCUGCCAGAUCUGCAUUUGUAUUUUAAUUAUUAUAACCAAUAAAGAUUAAUACAUACGCA
Molecule: messenger RNA, 4782 nt
Organism: Bombyx mori (domestic silkworm)
Lineage: Eukaryota; Metazoa; Arthropoda; Insecta; Lepidoptera; Bombycidae
Product: probable ATP-dependent RNA helicase DDX43
Exons: 1
Coding region: 168-2138 (656 amino acids)
Molecular function (GO): ATP binding; RNA binding; RNA helicase activity
Source: RefSeq, a predicted model, not a curated record